This is a messenger RNA of Quercus robur (English oak), 573 nucleotides long. RefSeq lists its product as uncharacterized. The transcript has a single exon. Bases 1 to 573 code for a protein of 190 amino acids. Gene Ontology annotation, molecular function: RNA-DNA hybrid ribonuclease activity; nucleic acid binding. NCBI's taxonomy places the organism in Eukaryota, Viridiplantae, Streptophyta, Magnoliopsida, Fagales, Fagaceae. The record is from RefSeq and is a predicted model, not a curated record.
AUGGAUGGACAUGCGCAUAGGAUGGUUGAUGAAUUUUGGAACGUGAAUUCAAAAGAGCAUGGUGCGUCUAUCCCUCGUUCAAUGGUUCGCUGGUCUCCUCCGCCUGAGGAUCGUUUCAAAAUAAAUUUUGAUGCAGCUUAUUUUGAGGAUUCGGGUUCAACAGGUAUUGGUGUAGUUUGUCGAGAUCAUUCCGGGCAAGCUAUUGCGGCUCUGUGUCAGAAUUUGGGCAAGGUGCAGUCAGCUGAGAUGGCUGAAGCUUUGGCUGCUCGAAGAGCUGUGAUUUUCGCCAAGGAGAUGAGUUUGUUUGACAUUAUUGUUGAAGGUGACUGGCUUACUGUUAUUCAGGCUUUGCUGCGUGUUGGCCCCUGCCCGCUGCUGUUUGGCCAUAUCAUUGAUGAGACAAAAAGACUUGGUGGAGUAUUACGACGUUGUAUGUUCCAACAUGUCAGGAGGGAUGGGAAUAGAUUAGCUCACUGUCUAGCUAAAAAAGCAGUUUUAUCUGCAGGUUUUGAGGUUUGGGUAGAAGACUUACCCGAGGACGUGGAUGUUGUUUUCCAGUCGGAUCUUCCUUGA